GAAUGCGUGCGUGAAAGCAGGUUUACUGAAACGGGUUGGCUGUGCGGCACACACACACAGACACACACACUCCAACCGGUGGAUGAACUUCAGCUGGAUAAUGGAUUAACCCAUCAGACAGAUAGCAAAAAACGCACAGCAUACCAAGGACUCCAGAUGUCAAUGUAUUGGAAGAAAACACCCACCCACCCACGAGGGAAUGACUCAGUUUAACGUAGCUGAAUAAGUGAGCGCCGGUGCGGACUGGGAGAUUCUGCGUGGGGUAUCUGACUUCUUUCUGGUACUUAAAAGCUCCUCCACCUUUGGUUUUUAUGGGUUGAGAAGCGCUGAGCUCGACCCCGACAUACGGACAAACAGUUGCUGCGCGAGACGCUGGUGUCAAAUAUGGACAGCGCGCGGGAUAGCUCCGGACGCUGGUGCGCAUCUUCAUAAAGUGCGACACUUUGGACGUUGCCGAGGCCUCAAACUUCACCGGUUCUCAAUCAAAGUUGUAGACAAACGGAGAACGAGCGGGACACAAUUGCUGCUUCUGCACAAACAUCCAAAAAUCGAAGGAAAAAAGUCUCAGAAAAUUACCCGCUGUGUGUUUUUUACGUGACGCCAUCAAGAUGCGUAAAGAGGUCGCGCGGAGAUUUCAGAUGCUGCUCAUAAUGUGGUCAAUAUUUCUGGUUAGUUUUGGGACGGGCUUUCCUACAAGACACAAGAAUGUUGCCCACAAGGGUCAUGGACACUUAGUCCACAGCGACCAGGCUCAAUAUGCCCCUGAGGCUCUGGAGCAGCAGAACCAGGUGCAAACAUUGUUGCCCGAGUCUCACACUCACCAGAGAAGGUGGUCCCACCCACAGCACCGCUCUGUUGGUGUUCUCCCACAGCCUGAGCCAGAGGAGGAGACCAAACCUUUCAUCCUGGAUCUUAAGAACUUUCCAGAUCUCGCCAAUGCUGAUAUAAACUCCCAGAACCCCAAUAUACAGGUAACCAUCGAGGUGGUCGAUGACCCUCAAAUGGAGGUAGAGAUGGACCUGGCGAAGGAUAAAGAGUGGCUACCCUCCUCUUCUUCCUCCCCCUCCUCCACAGUGGAUUGGCUUGGAGGCAAGAAGCUUUUCUGGCCCCUUUUCUGGAGUUACACCGACGCAGAUUCCAGUGAGGACAGCAACAGCCGGUCAGGCGUGGAGGAAACUGGCGAGGAAGAAGAGGAGGAAGAUUACUCUCUGGAUUACGGCAGUGAAGAGCCCUUACCCAGCGGAGUAGGCGACUGGGAUAGUCGUUGGAACGAAGGCUGGGAUCCAAUGCAGAGCUACUACGAAAAGGACACAGAUGAGUGGACCCCCUGGUCUCCUUGCUCAGUCACAUGUGGACAUGGUGAGAGAAAGAGGACCAAGUCCUGUGGCUACUCAUGUACUCUGACAGAAGCCUCAAGAUGUGACAUGGAGCCUUGUCCUGGUGAUGUCAACACUGUGGUAGAACCAUUUCCCUUUGAAAUGGAGAAUGGCACAGAGGCAUUUGGGACAGAUGUCGACAGCUGUGAGAAGUGGCUUAACUGUAAGAGUGAGUUCCUUCAGCGGUACCUGCACCAGGUGUUAUCAGAGCUGCCCAGCUGCCCCUGCUCUUACCCCUCUGAAGUAUCCUACACUGUGGUCAGUGUGUACGAUGAGACUCGCGACAGACAGUUUCGCUGGCGUGAUGCCAGCGGCCCAAAAGAGCGACUGGACAUCUACAAGCCUUCGGCCCGCAGUUGCAUUCGCUCAGCACUUUCCAGCGACUUUUCUACUCUGGCAGCCCAGCACUGUUGUUAUGAUGACCGUGGGCGGCUGAUCACACGGGGAAAAGGCGCAGGUACGCCUAACCUGAUCAGCACUGAGUUCUCACCUGAGCUACACUUCAAAGUGGAUGUGCUGCCUUGGAUCCUGUGCAAAGGAGACUGGAGUCGCUUCCAUGCUGUGCGGCCACCCAAUAAUGGGCUGAGCUGCCCAGAAAACCCCCACGAAGACGUGUUCAUGAAUGAACUUGAAGAGGCCAGAGAGUACUGAGGGACAACAGCCAAAACUAUCACUUCACUUCAGAGAGUCAGAGGGCCUAAUCCUAAUUUCACAGGAGACUUCCUACCUUUAAAGUCAUGUAAUAUUCUGUCUAAAUCAUGCAUUGGGGGAAUGCACAUUUGUGAUUUGAGAGUUGUGGGGUUAAAGAAUGAUGGUGAAGUUUGCCCGUCAGUAUUUAAGAUUUGGUGCAGUGUCCUGGUAUCAGGCUCUACUGAAUCGAACUGAAGUACAUGGAAGGAAAAAACACAGUGUUCUCCUAUUGCUUGCCAACGUGUUACACAUCUGGCAUGACAUCAAACUUUCUGUCUCUUUAUAUUCAGUACACUCCUCUGAGUGCGUGAAAGCAUGAUGUCCACCUACUGGCUUUUCUGAUUGUGUCCUAGAGUGCUUGUGAUUGAUAAUAGCAACAUAUGAAAACAUCUGAUCAUGCUUCUUGUAUGAAAAGUAGGAUUAUGGGUUGGAUAGACCGAUGAAACAAACAGAGGCAUGAGUCCAACAGAAGAGUCUCAUAUCAAUGCUGCUACAUAUUAUAAUCCUUCAGGUUUAAAAGGUAUAUAGAGGAGAAACACAGCAGGACAUCGAUACACCCAAAAGAUGCCACAUGCAAUCACAGUAAAAUACAUUUCAGUCAAUCUUUUGGGACUCUUAACUGAAAUGACCAAUUCCAAAAAAA
Sphaeramia orbicularis (orbiculate cardinalfish) is the source of this 2709-nucleotide messenger RNA. RefSeq names its product isthmin 2b (gene ism2b). The coding region runs from base 609 to 2027 and encodes 472 amino acids. NCBI's taxonomy places the organism in Eukaryota, Metazoa, Chordata, Actinopteri, Kurtiformes, Apogonidae. The record is from RefSeq and is a predicted model, not a curated record. The transcript is spliced from 6 exons.